CCACCGACUCCCGCCACACGCUCGGCGGUGACGGUCAGUCGGUCGAUCGUACGCGACACACGAGGGUUGUGAGGAGUCGCGAGGAGCCGCGAGGAUUCGCGAGAGGCACACGGCCGUGCACGCGACGAGGACGGAGAAACGAGGAGGACUCGUGACAAAAACGUCUAAAUAUAAAAGUCAUUGACGAAAACGCACCGACCGAAGAGGACGAGGAGAAUCCAUCGGAUUUUCCGUCGUCGUCAUCGUCGUCGUCGUCAUUGUCGUUGUUGGCGAUUGCUGACGUUUAAGACGAAAUCAAGUCGAUCUCGCCUCUCAAUCGAGAGCGCUGAGAGAUCGAUCCUCGCACACGAGGACGGCAACUGUCAAAAGUGUGAAGUCAGGAGCGAAGGAGAACGAGAUAUGGUGUACGGGGGAGGAUUCGACAUGGAGACGAUGCCGCAGACGGUGCCCACCGCGGCCGGCUACUCGCCGUCGUUCGACUACAGCACUUUUCAGUUCGAUCUGUCCCUCCUGCCGGACGAUUACAGCCCGGCCGGCGGCCAGGCCUGCCUGAAGAGCUCGCAGAUCAAGCAGGAAGCACGAUCGCCGCGCCCGGGAUCGCCCACGAUUUACCAGAGCCCGCCGUAUCCAAAUGGCGAGUUGCCGUUGUCGCCUAACUACUCGCACGAGGGAUCCUCGCCGGGAUACCCAACGAGCCCUUAUUACGUGCCCAGAAGUCCUCAGAGCGCCCAGUUUUAUCCCACCAGCCCAGAACCGUCGGCUAAGCAGCCGGUCAAGAGGGAGAAGAGUCUCGAUCUUUUGGCUAUCCUUCAGGAAUCCAGACUCUUAGCCGAGAGUCUGGGUUAUCGUGAAGACUCAACCGACUGCACGGUACCCUGCACCCCUCCUCGAAGUGAGGAGGAUAUCUACAAUAGUCUGGACGCGGACUUCCUGCCAAAGAAGGAGGACACGGACAUGCAAGGACAUCCGUUGCUCAAAGAGAUUCUCUUUAAGGAGGAGCCACGAUCUGUUUCUAGCAGCAACGGUUCGUCACCGUCCUCCUUGUCCUCCUCUUCAUCUUCACCCAGUCCUUCCAGCGAGUUCGAGGGUGGUUCGGCAUUGCACGAACUGCUCUUUAAGGGUACCGCUCUUCGCAAGGACCUGCCGGAGAUUUCCAAGACGAGUCAGCCCAAGGUGGAACGAGGUGGAGGCUCGCAGGAGGAGCUGGCGAAUCCUCUGCAAAAAGAGGAGGAACUCUUCAAGGACGGCCAGAAGAGCGAUCAUCAGUUGCUGCGAGAGGUGCUGAGAGACACCAGCUUUCAGAGGAAGUACAAUCUCAGACCCGUUGAUCUCGGCGGCGUCGGCACCGGCUUCGUCGAGGACAUGGAAGCCGGGGAAUGCGUAGGCGACCUCGCCCGUGAACAGCUCGAGCCGGUCCUCAGUUUGGCUAUUCAGCAACUGCAGAAGGACUUUGACAAUACCUGCGUGGCGCUCGGCAUUCACCCAGAACCCAGACGCUGGAGCGCGGCGGAUGUGGCUGCCUGGGUGCAGUGGGCGAGACGGCAACUGCAAUUGCCCUCGGUACCGAUGGAGAGCUUCAACGUGGAUGGCGCAACGCUGGCCUCCCUCACAGAGGAAGAAUUCUGUCAGAGAGCUCCCCAGUGCGGGAGUAUGCUGCACGCGCAGUUGGAGAUUUGGAAGGCCGCCGUUGAGGAGUCGCCACGAAAUACCCUGGCUGCUUCCUGGAGUCCCGCGGGGGUAGUUCAAUCUCCGAGCAGCGCUGUGACUCCGACCGUCGGAAAUACAACGGUAUCCAACCUCAAGGAAUCCCCCUGCACCGUAGAUUUCUCAGACGACGAGGACGAGGAUUGCGCUUCCGUUCAAGGCAACAAUAACGGCAACGGCGGCAGCGGCGGCGGCGGCAAGAUGCGCAACGGCGGCAGCCACAUCCACCUCUGGCAGUUCCUGAAGGAGCUGCUGCAAAGUCCGGGCGUCCAUGGCUCCUGCAUACGCUGGCUGGACCGCAGCAAGGGAGUCUUCAAGAUCGAGGAUUCGGUGCGCGUGGCACGGCUCUGGGGUAAGCGGAAGAAUCGCCCCGCGAUGAACUAUGACAAGCUCAGCCGCAGCAUCCGGCAGUACUACAAGAAGGGCAUCAUGAAGAAGACGGAGCGCAGCCAGAGACUGGUGUAUCAGUUCUGCCAUCCUUAUUGCCUGUAAAGAGGAUCUCUCCUUUCGCCCUUCCCCUUCCCUACCAUGCGUUUUCUUCCUCGUACGAGCGAGCCCUUUUAAUCUCUCUUCCUUUGUGCGCGCAGGCAGCCGCGAUCUGGAGCGGGUGAACCUCAAGGAAGAGCCCAACACCGAGAUCGAAAGGUAAAAGAAAAAAGAAAAAAAGAUAAAGAAAAAAGAAAUUAUGAUCCACCAUGCUCGAUAUUAUUCCGCGACGAUAACGCCGAGCCAUGACUGGGUCUGCUUAGUACGCCCAUUUUGGGCGAUCAUUUUCGCCUUGCAUUUACUCCCUUCCCUCUCUUCCUCCUUCCCCGCUUCCUUUUCCAUCUCCCUCCCGUGUGUGUUUUUGAAUUUUUUUUUUUAUAAUAAUAAGCACGCAAUUUUUCAUCGGGUCGCUCCUUCGUUUCGACAAAACCCCUCGUCACGAGGCGAAGAUGCGAGCGGAUGGAGAUUCGUCAGAGAAAAAAAAA
Pogonomyrmex barbatus (red harvester ant) is the source of this 2675-nucleotide messenger RNA. RefSeq names its product DNA-binding protein Ets98B (gene Ets98B). Lineage: Eukaryota; Metazoa; Arthropoda; Insecta; Hymenoptera; Formicidae. Gene Ontology annotation, molecular function: sequence-specific DNA binding; DNA-binding transcription factor activity, RNA polymerase II-specific. The record is from RefSeq and is a predicted model, not a curated record. Gene Ontology annotation, biological process: cell differentiation; regulation of transcription by RNA polymerase II. Gene Ontology annotation, cellular component: nucleus.